UGAGGGGAGCCUUCUGUGGUCGUCGGCCUGAUGAGCGGACGGCAAAGAACGCUUUUCCAGACGUGGGGCUCAAAAGUUUCUCGGUCCACUGGGGCUCCGAGUAGCAACUCUGGAACUGAGCGGCCUCAGAGCACAGGCAUCUCCAGGGCGCGUUUUCCUGCAGUGGCAGAGGCGGCAGGGGCGGCCGAGGCUGAGCCCGAGUCAGACGAUGAUGUGCUGCUGGUCGCGGUGUACGAAGCAGAGAAGCAGCUGAGUCUGGAGAAUGGCGGGUUCUGCACCUCAGCGGGCGCCCUGUGGAUUUACCCUACUAAUUGCCCAGUGCGAGAUUACCAGCUGCACAUCGCCAGGACCGCCCUGUUCUGCAACACGCUGGUCUGUCUGCCCACCGGGUUGGGAAAGACCUUUAUUGCCGCUGUGGUCAUGUACAAUUUCUACCGCUGGUUCCCUUCUGGCAAGGUGGUUUUCAUGGCCCCCACGAAACCCCUGGUGACACAGCAGAUCGAGGCUUGCUACCGGGUGAUGGGUAUCCCGCAGUCCCACAUGGCCGAAAUGACAGGAUCUACUCAGGCUUUCACCAGGAAGGAAAUCUGGGGCAGUAAGAGGGUUCUUUUCCUUACGCCUCAAGUCAUGGUAAAUGAUCUUUCUAGAGGAGCUUGCCCAGCUGCUGAAAUAAAGUGUCUAGUUAUCGAUGAAGCUCAUAAAGCCCUUGGAAAUUAUGCUUAUUGCCAGGUUGUAAGAGAACUAGUCAAAUAUACGAAUCACUUUAGAAUCUUGGCUCUUAGUGCCACACCAGGUAGUGAUAUAAAAGCUGUGCAGCAGGUUAUUACUAAUCUGCUCAUUGGGCAAAUAGAGCUUCGUUCUGAGGACUCUCCAGAUAUUUUGCCAUACUCUCACGAAAGACGAGUUGAAAAGCUUGUUGUUCCUCUUGGUGAAGAACUUGCAGCUAUCCAAAAGGCGUAUGUACAGAUUUUGGAAGCAUUUGCCAGUUCUUUGAUUCAGAGGAAUGUUUUGAUGAGAAAAGAUAUUCCCAAUCUAACAAAAUACCAGAUAAUUCUUGCAAGAGAUCAAUUUAGGAAAAACCCAUCUCCAAAUAUUGUGGGAAUCCAACAAGGCAUAAUUGAGGGAGAGUUUGCUAUUUGUAUUAGUUUAUAUCAUGGUUAUGAAUUAUUGCAGCAAAUGGGAAUGAGAUCAUUAUAUUUUUUCCUCUGUGGAAUUAUGGAUGGAACUAAAGGAAUGACUCGGGUGAGAAAUGAACUUAGCCGAAACGCGGACUUCAUGAAACUUUAUGAUCAUCUAGACAGCAUGUUUGCACAUACGCGUAGUACUUCAGCAAGUGGCAUUUCUGCUAUCCAGAAAGGAGGUAAAGAUAAAAAGUUCUGCUAUAGUCAUCCCAAAUUAAAGAAAUUAGAAGAAGUUGUAGUUGAACACUUCAAGUCAUGGAAUGCUCAAAAGACGUCUGAUAAGAAAUGUGACGAGACCAGAGUUAUGAUCUUCUCUUCAUUUAGAGAUAGUGUUCAAGAAAUUGCAGAAAUGCUUUUACCGCAUCAGCCAGUUAUUAGAGUAAUGACUUUUGUUGGCCAUGCCUCAGGAAAAAGCAUGAAGGGUUUUACCCAGAAGGAGCAACUGGAGGUAGUGAAACAGUUUCGUAGUGGUGGUUACAAUACGUUGGUGUCUACUUGCGUUGGUGAAGAAGGUUUGGAUAUCGGAGAAGUUGACCUUAUAAUAUGUUUUGAUGCCCAGAAGAGCCCAAUUCGUCUUAUACAGCGAAUGGGUAGAACUGGCCGCAGACGUCAGGGCAGGAUUGUUGUUAUCCUUGCUGAAGGACGAGAGGAACGCACUUAUAAUCAAAGUCAGUGCAACAAAAGAAGUAUUUAUAAAGCUAUUUCAGGUAAUAGGCAGGUCCUUCAUUUUUACCAAGGAAGUCCACGAAUGGUUCCUGAUGGAGUCAACCCACAAUUACAUAAGAUGUUCAUUACACAUGGUGUCUAUGAACCAGAGAAGCCUUCUCGGAACUUGCAGCGAAAGUCAUCUAUCUUUUCCUAUAGGAGUGGAAUAAAGCAGAGUAAUUCAAAGGAUGAUUGGUUCUUAUCAGAAGGAGAAUUUAAAUUAUGGAAUAGACGAUAUAGAUUAAGAGACACUGAUGAAAUUCAGGAAAUAACAUUGCCUCAAGUUCAGUUUCUAUCUUUACACAAUGAAGAGAACAGACCAACAGAAGAACCAACUGUUGGAAUUCAUCAACUGUCUCUCUCUGAAUGGAGAUUAUGGCAGGAUCAUCCUUUGCCUACAUAUCAAGUUGACCAUUCAGAUCGAUGUCACCAUUUCAUAAAUAUUAUGCAAAUGAUAGAAGGAAUGAGACAUGAAGAGGGAGAAUGCAGCUAUGAAUCAGAAAUUAAAUCUUACUUACGAAUGGAAGAUGUUAGCUCAGUGUCUAGUGCUCCGAGAAAUGAAUAUAAUCCUUUUGCCAAUGGCACCUUUACAAAUAACAGGAAGUCUUCGUUUGCAAAGAAUAUAAAUUACGGGAAAUCAAUCUCAAUAACAGAAUCUGAUGAAAAAUGUGCUGAAAUUUUUAAACAAAUUCCUAUCAAAUCUACUAAAAUUCCUUCUUUAAAAAAAAAGGCUUCUGAAAACCUGAAAAAAGAUCAGCCUAAAAAGGAAAAUAAGGAUGCUGACAUGGAGCCUUUAGAUACCGAUGACAGUUCUACCACUGAACAUAUUCUUCAGGUAGACCUACGAAAUGGUAAAAGGGCAUCAGAUACAGGUGACGUCACUGCCACAUGCACUGUCAAUGAAAAUGGAGGUAAUCCGUCAUGUGGAUUACUAACAGAUGGUCAGUUUAUAAAUAAAUCUACUAAUUCACUUACUGGAAAUUUUUUUGAUUCUGGUUAUAACAGUUUCAGUGAUGAGAAAUCUUUUUCAUCUAGCUUAUUUCUUUCAUUUGAGGAUGAGCUUGAUACAGCGAAAACAGAUGACCAAUUUUUUAAUUGUCAUUCGUUAACAAAAGAGGUGCUAGCUAAUGUAGAGAGAUUUUUAUCACAUUCUCCUCCGCCUCUCAGUGGACUAUCAGAUUUGGAAUAUGAAAUUUCUGAGGGUUCUGCACUUGAAAACUCAGUUUUUCUACCCUACUCAGAGUGCUUACAGAAUGAUAAAUCCACCAAUUUAAUGUCACGUUCAGCUGUAAAUUCUCAACAGAAUUUAGAAUUGAAUUCACUUAUGUUUAUUACUCAUCCUUCUGAAAAAUCUUGCCUUUAUGGUACAACUAGUGAUAAGACUUCUGAUGAGUCAAGCUUCUGUGACUCUGAUAAAGUACAUAAAGAUAGUAAAAAUGAACAUUUAGUAUCCAACAAUCAAAUUCAAAUAAACAUCAGCCCUUCAAAGGAUUUUGCUGAAGAAAAGAAUCAUGAUGUUGAUAACAGUGAUCUCCCAAUAUUGCAUUCUGCUCAGGAUGAAAGUUUAUUAUUAUUUGAAGAUGUUAAUACAGAGUUUAAUGUGAGCCCUCCUCCCUUGAACAGUAAAUGUGAAUCUUUAUGUAUAUCAGACAGAACUACUGUAAGUGAAAUGGCACCAGUCUCUCAGUUCUUCAUUUCUGAUGAACUUUUGUUAGAGAAUGAUUCUGAACCCCAAGAUCAAAUUGUCUGUGAUACUAAUAGUUGGAAAUCUCAUGAAGGUUUGAGAGGUAUACAUGAGGGAAAAUUGAAUAAUGAUGAAAACCGUUUUGACUGCUCUAAGGAUUUAUUUUCUGUUACGUUCGAUUUAGGGUUUUGUAGUACAGGUUCUGAGGAUGAAGUAGUGGACCAUGCAUCAGAUACAAAUAAUAAAAUUUUAGAUGAUCUGCCUGGAACGCGUUUAGACAUUAAGCAGAAAAAUGGUACAAAUUGGGUUUCAAAUCAAGCAGUCAUGUCAGGAGCCCAUGUUGAUAAUUCUACAAGUGUAACAACUACUCACCCAUCAAGUGAAGAUAAGCAGAGUCCAGCUUGUUCAUGGUUUUCAAUGAAUGCAACAAAAAGUAAAGAAUUUAUGUCUCCUAGUUUUUCUCAGUUUUCGUUGCCAGUAGGAGAGAAAGUUAUGAGCACACCACUUUCUGAAUCAAAUAUAUUGAACUCAUUUUCUAAGAAGAGAAUAGAAAUGGCUAAAAAGUCAGGUUCUAACAUGGGAAAAGUAAAUCUACACAGUUUCAAAGAAACAUUGAAUUCAACUUUUGGUGAUUCAGGACUUUCUACAGAAAAGUAUAAAAGCAAGAAACAAAUCAAUCUGCAUCGAUCCUGCCAUUCUACUGAAGAUGAACAGUUAUCAAGCCAUGAAAGUGAAGAUGAUGGGAUUUUCCGAAGAAAAAGUGAAAAAACAAAAGGAAAUGUUUUGGAGUCCCCGGAGAAUCAGAAAAACAGCGAAGUUGAUUCUCCACUUCAGGUUGUCAAAAAGCGCAGGGUUCCUCCAAACAGAUUAGAUUUAUCAUCUAGUGAUGAGAGCGAUAAUUUUCACAAAAGAGAUCCACAAUCAGAAGACUUCAAGGAUCAUAAGAGGAAUGCCAAAAGAAGCACCAAAGUCCGAAAGAGACAGAAUCACCUAAAGCUCGUAGCUAGGAAGUUUUUAGAUGAAGAAGCAGAACUUUCCCAAGAAGAUGCAGAAUAUGUUUCAUCAGAUGAGAAUGAUGGGUCAGAAAAUGAACAAGACUCCUCACUCCUUGACUUUUUAAAUGAUGAGACUCAACUAUCACAGGCUAUAAAUGAUUCUGAAAUGAGAGCUGUUUACAUGAAAUCUGUGCGAAGUCCAUUGAUGAGCAAUCGAUACAAAAUGGUCCAUAAGAAACAUAACAACAUAAACAUUUUCUCCCAGAUUCCCGAGCAAGAUGAAACCUAUUUAGAAGACAGUUUUUGUGUUGAUGAAGAGGAGUCUUGCAAAAGCCAGUCAAGUGAAGAAGUUUGUGUUGAUUUUAACCUAAUACCUGAAGACUGCGAUACAAAUGAGAGUAAAAAAUAUAAAACCCGACGUGCAGUAAAGCUAAAACAAAUGAAGAUGAGACAAAAUUGUGCACGUUCAAAAAAUAAAUUAUCCAGAAUUAUUUUACUGGAUGAUUCAAGCGAGGAGGAAAACGAUGUAAAGGAUAAACAGGAAUCCGGGACUGUGGUUGACCCAAGCACAGUGCCUUCUGGGUCUUCACUGCAGUCCAGGGACCACUCUAAUCCAGUUGGUAAUCAACUGCUAAACCAGAGACGACAGACACCACCUAAUUUAAAGGUUCCCAUUUCUGACGUCUCAGACUGCAAACCUCAGAGCCGUACUAACAUGGAAUCUGCCUCAUCGUUGUUCACUACUGUGAGUGCACAGAAAGACUGUAGAAAGUUUCCGGCUCAGUUGAAGGGUGCUAGUGCUCUGGAGGAUUCUGGCACUUGCAUGCCAUGCUGUUCCAACUCAGGACCACAUUUGGCUGACACACAUGCUUCUCUAAGACUGCCCCGGGAAGGCCACAGAACUUGUAUUCUUGUAGAUAGUCGUGAAAUCGUUUCUGGUUCAGAAGUAGUUUCUUCCCUAAGAGCAAUCCAUGGCUUACAGGUAGAGGUCUGUCCUCUUAAUGGUUGUGAUUAUAUUGUGAGUAACCGCAUGGUGGUGGAAAGGAGGUCUCAGUCUGAGAUGUUAAAUAGCAUCACUAAGAACAAGCUCAUCGAUCAGAUCCAGCACCUACAGAGCAUGUUUGAAAGAAUAUGUGUGAUUGUGGAAAAGGACAGAGAAAAAACAGGAGACACAUCCAGGAUGUUUAGGAGAACAAAGAGCUAUGACAGCCUGCUAACUACCUUAAUUGGUGCUGGGAUCCGAAUUCUUUUCAGUUCCUGCCAAGAAGAAACUGCAAGUUUGCUAAAGGAAUUGUCUUUAGUGGAACAAAGAAAGAAUGUUGGCAUUCAUGUUCCAACAGUGGUGAACAGUAAUACAUGUGAAACUCUUCAGUUUUAUCUAAGUAUUCCCAAUAUAAGUUAUAUAACUGCACUGAAUAUGUGUCACCAGUUCUCAUCUGUGAAAAAGAUGACAAACAGCACACCUCAAGAAAUUUCGAUGUAUGCACAAGUAACUCAUCAAAAGGCUGAGGAGAUCUAUAGAUAUAUUCACUAUAUAUUUGACACGCAAAUGUUGCCAACUGAUCUUAACCAAGGUAGUAUUAAAUCUGAUACGUGA
Messenger RNA from Budorcas taxicolor (takin), 6162 nucleotides. RefSeq names its product FA complementation group M (gene FANCM). The transcript has 23 exons. The record is from RefSeq and is a predicted model, not a curated record. The coding region runs from base 31 to 6162 and encodes 2043 amino acids. Lineage: Eukaryota; Metazoa; Chordata; Mammalia; Artiodactyla; Bovidae. Gene Ontology annotation, molecular function: four-way junction helicase activity; ATP binding; four-way junction DNA binding. Gene Ontology annotation, biological process: replication fork reversal; interstrand cross-link repair; double-strand break repair via synthesis-dependent strand annealing.